Messenger RNA from Bombus impatiens (common eastern bumble bee), 1655 nucleotides. It is a transcript of the gene alka, whose product is annotated as glycine receptor subunit alpha-1. Gene Ontology annotation, molecular function: extracellular ligand-gated monoatomic ion channel activity; transmembrane signaling receptor activity; chloride channel activity. Gene Ontology annotation, cellular component: neuron projection; membrane; synapse. Gene Ontology annotation, biological process: signal transduction; chemical synaptic transmission; chloride transmembrane transport. Lineage: Eukaryota; Metazoa; Arthropoda; Insecta; Hymenoptera; Apidae. The record is from RefSeq and is a predicted model, not a curated record. Bases 202 to 1485 code for a protein of 427 amino acids. The transcript is spliced from 8 exons.
UUAGCUUAUAUCACGAUUAUACGUAUACAUAGUAUUAGAAUUGUAAAUUUGUUUGAAAGUAUCAUGUGUACGUAUAGUGAGUAGUGAAACUAUUUGUAUUCUGUUGGUACUUAUUUUGAUAUUUCCGUACUUAUGUAAUUGUAACAUACACUGAUUAAGUAGGCCUAAAUAUAUGUUUCCUACUAACCUAAACGUACUUUUAUGCAAUUACAAAAAUCUGGUGUCGUGGAAAUGAAAUGCAGACCUGAAUCAAAGUACGUUUCAUUGAAAGACAUGGAGAUCAGGCCUCCAUCGAAGCAAGGUUUUCCAGUGGUAGUGGACUUCAAUAUCUUUGUAGCUGAUAUCAAUUCAAUAAAUGUAGAGGAUAUGGAUUUCCGUUGUCACAGAAAUAAUAGAAUUACAUCAAAUAGGGUAGACAUGUUCGUUCGUCAGAGUUGGAUCGAAUCUCGACUUGAUAUGCCGGACGAGAUUUUCGAGGAGGGCGACGAUUACGUGACACUGCCUCCUGAAUUCUUCGACAGUUUAUGGCAGCCAGAUCUUUACUUCUUAAACGCGAAAGUCUCUGAAAUUGCGGCGUUAAAUCACAAAUUCUCAUCUGUUACGUUGUAUAGAAACAAAACGGUCAAGUAUUCAGCACGGAUGCAUGCCAUCAUCGCCUGCCAAAUGGAAUUUCAACUCUACCCAAUGGACAUUCAAAUAUGCCCUAUCUACAUAGAAAGUUUUUCCUAUCACAAACAGAAGUUACGCUUAAGAUGGGGAUUGGGCGCAGUCACGGUGAACCCAGAACUGAAGCUUUUACAAUAUGAUAUCGGGAAGCCGGUGGUCGCUGAAGAAACUGUUGAUUAUAUGCUCGAAAAAAGUGGAAAUUUUUCACGACUGGUAGUGUUCUUCCGAUUCGAGAGGCAAAUUGGUCAUCAUCUGAUACAAACUUUCGCACCAUCCACGUUGGUUGUGAUGUUAUCUUGGUUUAGCUUCUGGUUGGGCUUAGAUGCGAUCCCUGGUCGUGUGGCUCUUUUAGUAACCAGUAUGCUGACCUUGGUUACUAUGUUUACUGGUCUGAAAAGCGAUAUUCCGCCAGUUGCUUACGUGAAAGCACUAGAUGUUUGGAUGGCAGGCUGCAUGAUGUUUGUAUUUGCUGCUCUCGGUGAAUUCGUUGUUGUAAAAGUACUCGACUUGCAGUACCAGUUGGAAUAUGAUCUACAAUCGUCAAUGUCCCGACAUUAUUCAACACGUAUAGUUGCCAUGGAAAAGGGUCAAAGUAUUUGGGAUUAUGACUCAACAUAUAUACCAAAAGCAAGAAAUAAAAGAGCUGGUAGCAAACAUCUUCUACAAAAUGCCUGGCUAGAUACUGAAUAUCCAAUGAUACGUGUAUGCAAAACACGGUCACAAAAAAUUGACAAUUACAGCAGAAUAGGUUUUCCUAUACUAUUUAUGCUGUUCGUCAUUUUGUAUUGGCCGAUACUCUUACUUAAGAAGGCAACGUAAUGCUAUAGAUACAUAAUAUAAUUAAAUAAAAAUCUAUAAAUUAUUAUUAGCGAAAUUAUCACGUAUUGCAUAGUUUUUCAUAAUUAUAAUACCUUAGGGCUGGAAACGACUAUAUAGAUAUACUGUACUAGAAAUGUAUGAAAGUAAAUAGGUCUGAUGUAUUUUUUAAA